This is a messenger RNA of Magallana angulata, 847 nucleotides long. RefSeq names its product methylthioribulose-1-phosphate dehydratase-like. Gene Ontology annotation, molecular function: methylthioribulose 1-phosphate dehydratase activity; metal ion binding. The record is from RefSeq and is a predicted model, not a curated record. The coding region runs from base 88 to 780 and encodes 230 amino acids. NCBI's taxonomy places the organism in Eukaryota, Metazoa, Mollusca, Bivalvia, Ostreida, Ostreidae. The transcript has 8 exons. Gene Ontology annotation, cellular component: cytoplasm.
UCGGCUUUUAGUAAAUAUUUAGCACGUUUUUGCUUUCAUUUUCACUUCAUCUCAUCAGAGCAAUUUUCUUGAUAAAAUACAGGCAUAAUGGAUAAAAAGUAUCAUGAGGAACACCCAAGGAAUCUAAUUCCAUCUCUUCUGCGACAGUUUUAUGAUCUUGGCUGGGUUACGGGCACUGGAGGAGGCAUUAGCAUCAAAGAUGGGAAGGACAUCUACAUUGCCCCGUCAGGUGUUCAAAAGGAGAGAACUCAACCUGAUGACAUGUUUGUUCAGACAAUUGAUGAUGAGGACAUAAGUACCCCUCCCCCUGCCAAGAAGUUGAAGAAGAGUCAGUGUACGCCACUGUUUAUGUGUGCCUACAGAAUGAGGGAUGCGGGAGCUGUCAUUCACACACACUCCAAGGCCGCUGUCAUGGCAACGCUUCUGUACCCCGGUACUGAAUUUAAAAUCACACACCAAGAAAUGAUUAAGGGCAUCAAGAAGUGUAAAUCUGGUCAGUAUUACAGAUAUGAUGAAGAAUUAGUGGUUCCGAUCAUAGAAAAUACCCCCUUUGAAGAAGAUUUGAAGGAAAGAAUGUCUUGUGCCAUGACAGAUUACCCAGAAUCCUGUGCUGUCCUUGUCCGUCGCCAUGGUGUUUAUGUUUGGGGAGAAUCUUGGCAAAAAGCCAAAACCAUGUGUGAAUGCUACGACUACCUCUUUGACAUUGCUACACAGAUGAAGUCUGUCGGGCUGGACCCCUCAGAAGUCCCUGUCCCACCUAAAGGGGCCUACCUGCAAUAAGGACUACGUUUUAUUCUGUAGUUAAACUGUGCUUUGUUUUGUAAAUAAAAUUAUGUAAACACUUGUU